AUGGACGAAAAAUGUCGAUUAUGUUUGAAUCAAAUAGAUUUCAAUCAAACUAGUGUAGCAAAAAUUGGUGACGAGCUAUUUAGUAAUAAGUUAAGCUUGAUUUUUAACUUUUCUAUAAAUGCUAGUGAAUGGUUUCCAUCGUCAGUUUGCCUACAGUGUGAGACUAAGGUGGAAGAUUACUAUACCUACCAUGAGCUGGUAAAGAACAACCAGGAUCAGCUGUGGGCCGUGCAGCAUCAAAAGCAUUUCGUAGAAGUUAAAGAGGAACCAGAUUCGGUAACAGAUUUUGAAUUGCCCUUCGAGGAAGCUGAACCCGUUCUGCAAUGUACGGAACGCGUCUUAGAAAACAUUCUAGACAGCCCAGAAAACGUCCUUGAACGCAAGGAAGAUAUGAAUCCUGCCAGCGGCUAUGAGUCUAGCGACAGCCCUAGCGGCAGUUCCGAUGGGAGCGAGUAUAAAGAGGAAAAAACGAAAACACCCUUGCGUUCGGGUAGGACGAAAUCCGUACGAUCUGCUGUGACACGCCAAACUCGCCCUGUUAAGAGAGGUAGCAUUAAAUUAAGCACACCAAAAAAGUCAACGGAACGUAAGCGAAAAACGACGGACGAAACCAACCAGCGGUUGCUGGAGUUUUACGACAUGAAGUGCGAGAUGUGUGAUGAAAAGCUGGACUGCUUCACGGCGCUAAAGAAUCAUUAUUAUAAACAGCACCAGACCCAGGGCUACAUCAAAUGCUGCGGACGUACUUUCCACAGCCGGUAUCGGUUACUUGAGCACCUGUCGUAUCAUGUGGGUGCAAGUAUGGUUCGGUGCGAAAUUUGCAACAAAAACUUUAGUAGCCGGAGCUACUUAUUAGUUCACAAAAGUCGCGUUCACGGACAGGAUAAAGAUCGACCGUUCAAAUGCACCCAGUGCCAUCAAUCGUACGCGAUGGAGUGCCACCUUAAAGCGCACAUCGUGUCGCAUGUGCGAGUCAACUGCACUAUCUGCGGGAAGGAAUUGGCGAGUACGCUCUCGCUUCGCACGCACAUGUUCAACAUGCACCGAAAACGAGAGAAUCAUAUAUGUGAGUCCUGCGGAAAGGAGUUUCGCAGCCGGCAAGCGUUCGAAAAACACAUUAAGAUGCACAAGGGUCUCGACACGUCGGAGCAAAUGCAGUGCACUGUGUGCUCCAAAUGGCUAAAUAGCAAGCGAGCGCUCCAGAUGCACGUGAAGCUGGUGCACACUGAAGCAGGCCAGACAUUCCAGUGCAACCUUUGCACGCAACAGUGCCCAAACAGUAGAGCCCUAGCGAAUCACAAGCAACGUGUGCACGUGGAAGAGAGGUUUAAGUGCGAAGAGUGCGGAAAACUGUUCAAGCGCCGGCUAUACCUGAAGGAACACGUGGCCGCACUGCACACGCGAAAACCACUUUACUCCUGCGAAGUGUGCGGUGCCACAUUCAACUCGAACGCCAACAAGUAUUCACAUCGGAAAAACAAGCAUCCCGUAGAAUGGGAGGCACGCCGCAAGCUGCUACUGGAACAGCAGCAAGAGCAACAACUGCAGGCUGCUAACAGGUGAAUGUUUUUGUUGACCAAAAUGCAAAUAUGAGUUGGGCCUGCAGUUUAUUUCAUGAUUGCCAUCGUAGACUUCUCUUCAGUUGAAAUAAGCAUGUAAACCUUCAAGCUUAUGUAAAGAUUGGAUUGAAUCACAGGAAAUUGAACAUCGAAAUAGGGUGGAACACGCAGGAAAUUAAUAUAGCUUUUCCCUCUACCGUCAGUUUAGCAGUUCAGUUUAAACUCAGUCUACCUCUAUUCCACAGAUAGAAUCGAAUCUUUUCGAUAUGAAACCGUCUUGUUUCCAUAAAAUAAUGCAGUUACGCAUUUGCCUUCCUGCUGCCGUUACAGUUAAAUAGUUGAUUAACAUAAGAUAAAAGUGUGCUUUUUUCC
Messenger RNA from Anopheles nili, 1931 nucleotides. Its product is annotated as transcription factor grauzone-like. Gene Ontology annotation, cellular component: nucleus. The transcript is spliced from 2 exons. Lineage: Eukaryota; Metazoa; Arthropoda; Insecta; Diptera; Culicidae. The record is from RefSeq and is a predicted model, not a curated record. Bases 1 to 1563 code for a protein of 520 amino acids. Gene Ontology annotation, molecular function: zinc ion binding; DNA-binding transcription factor activity.